Molecule: messenger RNA, 2598 nt
Organism: Oncorhynchus keta (chum salmon)
Lineage: Eukaryota; Metazoa; Chordata; Actinopteri; Salmoniformes; Salmonidae
Exons: 2
Coding region: 575-2512 (645 amino acids)
Source: RefSeq, a predicted model, not a curated record
AGGGGGAAGAGAGAGAGAGAGAGAGAGAGAGCUGACAGUUAGUUAUAUACACAGAUUUAUCAACAAAAAACUGAGCAAACUAGAAUGCUAUUUGGCCCUAAACAGAGAGUACACAGCGGCAAAAUACCUGACCACUGUGACUGACCCAAACUUAAGGAAAGCUUUGGCUAUGUACAGAUUCAGUGAGCAUAGCCUUGCUAUUGAGAAAGGCCGCCGUAGGCAGACAUGGCUCUCAAGAGAAGACAGGCUAUGUGCUCACUGCCCACAAAAUGAACUGAGUUGCACUUCCUAACCUCCUGCCCAAUGUAUGACCAUAUUAGAGACACAUAUUUCCCCCAGAUCACACAGAUCCACAAAGAAUUCUUAAACAAAUCCAAUGUUGAUAAACUCCCAUAUCUACUGGGUGACAUCCCACAGUGUGCCAUUACAGCAGCAAGAUAUGUGACCUGUUGCCACGAGAAAAGGGCAACCAGUGAAGAACAGACACCAUUGUAAACACAACCCAUAUUUAUGCUUAUGUAUUUUCCAUUGUGUACAACAUUGUACCAUUGCUGCUAGUUUCUGUUUAUUAUCUAUGCAUAGUCACUUUACAAAUUACCCCCUGUAUAUAUCCUCAUUAAUAACCGGUAUUUACCUAUCAGUAGGUCAGUCUAUAUUUAUCCAUCAGCAGGUCAGACUAUAUUUAUCCAUUAGCAGGUCAGUCUAUAUUUAUCCAUUAGCAGGUCAGUCUAUAUUUAUCCAUCAGCAGGUCAGUCUAUAUUUAUCCAUCAGCAGGUCAGUCUAUAUUUAUCCAUCAUCAGGUCAGUCUAUAUAUUUAUCCAUCAGCAGGUCAGUCCAUAUUUAUCCAUCAGCAGGUCAGACUAUAUUUAUCCAUCAGCAGGUCAGUCUAUAUUUACCUAUCAGCAGGUCAGACUAUAUAUUUACCUAUCAGCAGGUCAGACUAUAUUUACCUAUCAGCAGGUCAGUCUAUAUUUACCUAUCAGCAGGUCAGACUAUAUUAAUCCAUCAGCAGGUCAGUCUAUAUUUACCUAUCAGCAGGUCAGUCUAUAUUUAUCCAUCAGCAGGUCAGUCUAUAUUUACCUAUCAGCAGGUCAGACUAUAUUUACCUAUCAGCAGGUCAGACUAUAUUUAUCCAUCAGCAGGUCAGUCUAUAUUUAUCCAUCAGCAGGUCAGUCUAUAUUUAUCCAUCAGCAGGUCAGUCUAUAUUUAUCCAUCAGCAGGUCAGUCUAUAUUUAUCCAUCAGCAGGUCAGUCUAUAUUUAUCCAUCAGAAGGUCAGUCUAUAUUUAUCCAUCAGAAGGUCAGUCUAUAUUUAUCCAUCAGCAGGUCAGUCUAUAUUUAUCCAUCAGCAGGUCAGUCUAUAUUUAUCCAUCAGCAGGUCAGUCUAUAUUUAUCCAUCAGCAGGUCAGUCUAUAUUUAUCCAUCAGCAGGUCAGUCUAUAUUUAUCCAUCAGCAGGUCAGUCUAUAUUUAUCUAUCAGCAGGUCAGUCUAUAUUUAUCCAUCAGCAGGUCAGACUAUAUUUACCUAUCAGCAGGUCAGUCUAUAAUUAUCCAUCAGCAGGUCAGACUAUAUUUAUCCAUCAGCAGGUCAGUCUAUAAUUAUCCAUCAGCAGGUCAGACUAUAUUUAUCCAUCAGCAGGUCAGUCUAUAUUUAUCCAUCAGCAGGUCAGUCUAUAUUUACCUAUCAGCAGGUCAGUCUAUAUUUAUCCAUCAGCAGGUCAGACUAUAUUUACCUAUCAGCAGGUCAGACUAUAUUUACCUAUCAGCAGGUCAGACUAUAUUUAUCCAUCAGCAGGUCAGUCUAUAUUUAUCCAUCAGCAGGUCAGUCUAUAUUUACCUAUCAGCAGGUCAGUCUAUAUUUAUCCAUCAGCAGGUCAGACUAUAUUUACCUAUCAGCAGGUCAGACUAUAUUUACCUAUCAGCAGGUCAGACUAUAUUAAUCCAUCAGCAGGUCAGUCUAUAUUUAUCCAUCAGCAGGUCAGUCUAUAUUUACCUAUCAGCAGGUCAGACUAUAUUUACCUAUCAGCAGGUCAGACUAUAUUUAUCCAUCAGCAGGUCAGUCUAUAUUUAUCCAUCAGCAGGUCAGUCUAUAUUUAUCCAUCAGCAGGUCAGUCUAUAUUUAUCCAUCAGCAGGUCAGACUAUAUUUAUCCAUCAGCAGGUCAGUCUAUAUUUAUCCAUCAGCAGGUCAGACUAUAUUUAUUUAUCCAUCAGCAGGUCAGACUAUAUUUAUCCAUCAGCAGGUCAGUCUAUAUUUAUCCAUCAGCAGGUCAGUCUAUAUUAAUCCAUCAGCAGAUCAGUCUAUAUUUAUCCAUCAGCAGGUCAGUCUAUAUUUAUCCAUCUGCAGGUCAGUCUAUAUUUACACACACACACACACACACACACACACACACACACACACACACACACACACACACACACACACACACACACACACACACACACACACACACACACACACACACACACACAAAGCAGUUCGACAGAUACAACAACACAGAGUUACACAUGGAGUAAAACAAACAUACAGUCAAUAAUGCAGUAUGAAAAAAUCUAUAUACAAUGUGAGCAAAUGAGGUGAGAAGGGAGGUAAAGGCAAAAAA